GCUUUUUAUUGUUGUUACUGGUGUGUUUUGAAGUAAGCUGGAUCGUUCCCAAGUUUUGGAAAAUGAUAAAACAAAUUCAGCUUUUCUCCUCUGCUGGCAGGCUGGCUGCGGGUGGGAACGGAAGGUCCGGCCGGAACCGAUGUGUCGGGGAGUUGCAGCUGUGGGGGAAUGGGAGUGUGGGGGAGGUGGCAGUACCAUGGUAACGGAGAAGGAGCCGGCAGUUUCCGGGCAAUGAAACUGGAACCAUGGCUGUGUUAAUGAAGAGGAUUCAUGAUGCCCUACUUAAAAUAAUCUUUUAUUCCUUUGGGUCCAAUAUUGUAAAGCCCAAAGCCUCUGAUGUCCUAACACAACAUUUACUUCAGAGAAAACUCCCCCAUUGGACAUCAUACUUUGUUAAAUACAGCUCUGUGGAAAAUGACCAGUUUGGACUCUCCAAUUUUAACUGGAAUGUCAAAGGGAUCAAUUAUCACAUCCUCAGGACAGGUUGCUUCCCAUUCAUCAAGUACCACUGUUCCAUGGCACCCAGAUGUAACCUGGAAUUAGAGAAUACAUUCUUCACUGCACUGAAGGUUGUUAACCUGGGUAUUCCAUGUUUAGCUUAUGGAGUCGGUGCAUGGUUUCUGAUCAGAGUCACUGAGAUUGUUCACACCAGUUCUGGUCCAGUGAAUAUCUACUUUCUUUACCAGGAAGAUGAAGGAGCCAUUCACUAAAUCUCAAACUGCUAGCAACUUGUCCUGAAUUCGCUAAGGAUGAGACUUGAAAGUCCAUUUGAUAACUGAAAAAUAAAGUUAUUUUCUGGUAAUAUAUAAAAAAAGCCUGCAGAUUUUUUCUGUAAAAAUUUAGAAAUGACUGUGUUCUUUGUUGGAAUCUUUCAGUUUUGUAAGACAUAUGCGUAUAGUUGUACAGCAUGAACUUUCAAAUGACCACUUAUGUGAUCCUAGAUUCUGUAGCAAGGCGAUCCUUCUUUAGGUGAGCAUUUUAUUGAAUGUAGGGUUGAUUCUUUUCACACCUGAUAACUGCAAACGUUUUUUGGAUGCAAAAGAAAAAUCCCUUCAUCACAACAAUCACAAGCAACCAUCCAUGUCAGUGAAGUUGCCAUUUUUGUUUAAAAUAAAAACAGAAAAUGCUAGAAGUACUUAACAUGUCAAGCAGUGUUUGUGGAGAGGAGAGAAAAACAGUGUGAAGGUUUCAAAGAUUGUGAAUUCUGUUUCUCUCUACUGGUGCUGCCGUGGUUCAUCCAGCAUUUUCAGUUUUUAUUUCAGAUUUUCAUCAUUCACACUAUUUUGGCUUUGCCAUUGGUAACACUGUAAUAAGUUGUAAAUAGUUUACUUUUGGGGCUGCACGCAGUGAAGAUUAUUUUGUAUAAUACAGUUUACUGUCUCAUGGUGUAAGCAAUUCUUUUUUCUAAUCUUCAUUAAACCUAAUUUUGAUUUGAAAUAUUUCAAGUUUUACCCUAUUUUUCCUAAUUUUUUAUAUCUGAUAAAGUCAGAUCAAGAAAACACCAAUUUGUUUCUUUUUAUGAAUAGGGGACUUCUUGUUUUAUGGGGAGAAUGUACAAACCCCACAUAGACAGUCACCUGAGAGUAGAAUCGAACAUGGGUCCCUGGUGCUGUAAGGCAGCAAUGCUAAUCACUGAGCCACUUUGCUGUCCCCAUUUUAUCAAUACAGUUACACUACUGCAUAAGCUGGAUUCAACACCAGCUACUUUCUACAUUCACUCAUAACUAUAUAAUUGUAGUCUGGGCCCUUAAGUCACAAGAGCAGGACAUCUCACAACUAGAAUUAGAAUUAUGUUUAUUGUCAUGUGUACUCAUUCAAAAAUACAGAAGAACAGGGAAAAGUGCAUGAAGUUGCCAAUCCUGGCACAGUCUUGGGUGCAAAAUCUUAGGUACAAAGUGGAAAAAAAAGUUAAACAUGACAAUGUGUGCUGUGCAGUAAGUCAGAAUUACUUGCAAAUAACAAGUAGUGUGUAUCAAUAAUUAGACUAUAAGAUGUUGAGCAUAUAUUGAUGCUUAUUGUUGGAUGUUGUUUGAUUAGCAAAUUGAUUUCAGAAAAGUGUAGGAAUUCUACUUAGUUUAAGGUCUGAACUUACUACAUUAAUACUUGUUUUAAAAACUAUAGAGGUAUUUGACACAAGCAAUUGCAUUUUUUUAAAUCUGAGAACAACCUCAAUGGCAAUCUCUACCUUAUAUUUUAAGCUAGUUCAAUUGUAAUUUGCAUCAAGAUUAAAGGCUAAUGAAUUUCAGCUUUGUGUUGACAUGAAUUGUGUAGUGUAAUUUGGUAUUGAAAACUCCAGUUAAAAUUCAACUGAAAUUGUCCAGAUAUAAUCUCAAAUUGAUUGUGUUUAGUGCCUGCUGUGUAUAACUAUUAUAAAAUAAAUUAUUCAACUUCAUGCAAA
Chiloscyllium plagiosum (whitespotted bambooshark) is the source of this 2398-nucleotide messenger RNA. RefSeq names its product chromosome unknown C15orf61 homolog (gene cunh15orf61). The record is from RefSeq and is a predicted model, not a curated record. NCBI's taxonomy places the organism in Eukaryota, Metazoa, Chordata, Chondrichthyes, Orectolobiformes, Hemiscylliidae.